AUGUAUCAUGUCAAUAGAAAUUCGAAAAAAUAUUUUGCAGGAUAUACUGAAGCGGACGCUGAAAUUGAGAACGAUGCUUUAGGACUGACUGGCCAAAAAAGUGUGCAUAAUAGUUUCAUUAAACCUGCAUUACACAUUGUUGACAAAGAGACGAUAGUUUACGGAAACAACAUGUCCCCUGCCCGUGUUGGUAACCCAAGCGGACGGAGACCUGGACGCCCAAG
Molecule: messenger RNA, 224 nt
Organism: Dentiscutata erythropus
Lineage: Eukaryota; Fungi; Glomeromycota; Glomeromycetes; Diversisporales; Gigasporaceae
Source: the annotation of a GenBank genome assembly